This is a messenger RNA of Vombatus ursinus (common wombat), 1206 nucleotides long. Its product is annotated as forkhead box protein D5-like. Gene Ontology annotation, molecular function: DNA-binding transcription factor activity, RNA polymerase II-specific; RNA polymerase II cis-regulatory region sequence-specific DNA binding. Lineage: Eukaryota; Metazoa; Chordata; Mammalia; Diprotodontia; Vombatidae. The record is from RefSeq and is a predicted model, not a curated record. The coding region runs from base 1 to 759 and encodes 252 amino acids. Gene Ontology annotation, biological process: anatomical structure morphogenesis; regulation of transcription by RNA polymerase II; cell differentiation. The transcript is spliced from 3 exons.
AUGUUUGAUAACACGCAGUAUCCUUACAACUGUUUCAACUACGACGGUGAUGAUUACCCCGCCUGCAGCUCCGACGAGGAGAAGAAACUCAGCCGCCCAGCUUACAGCUACAUUGCCUUGAUUGCAAUGGCCAUCCAGCAAAGCCCUGCCAAUAAAGUGACGCUGUCUGGCAUUUAUGACUUUAUAAUGAAGAAAUUCCCUUACUACAGAUCAAACCAAAGAGCCUGGCAAAACUCCAUUAGGCAUAACCUAUCCCUUAACAGUUGUUUUGUAAAGGUUCCCAGGAUGGAAGGGAAUGAGAAGGGGAAGGGAAACUAUUGGACUUUUGCUUCAGGAUGUGAGUCCAUGCUGGAUCUUUUUGAAAACGGGAACUAUCGGAGGAGGCGUAGAAGGAGAAAUAUGAAAAAGGAACCUAAAGACCAGAAGCCAGGUGGGACUGUGGGGCCCUCCACCUUUGACCUGCCCACUAUGGAUUCAUGUUCAGAGGGCACCCACCUGAAUGAAAGCACAACUAAGAAACACGAAUUCAGAGCCCCUCACCUAGAUCCUUCUCCAUUCUUUCCAAAUGGCCUCUCCAAUCAACAGAACCUAAGCAAUGCCUCUCUUGGAAAAUCUGACUCAGAAAUUAAAUUUAGCAUUGAUUACAUCCUUUCAUCACCUGAUCCUUUGCCUGCCCUAAGAUCACCCUUCAGUACCCAACAUAAUAAAUAUCAUCUACUGGAGCCUCAACAAAUUAACCUCCAGUUUUGGACAAUGUGAGGUACUGAGGCAAUGGAGUAUAUUUUGAGACUUCUUUAUAACCCCCAGCUGUCAGUAUGAUUGUUGUGCCUCUUUCUUCUGAUAUCUGCUGGAAGGGCACAAUCAAGCCAACUUUUCAUACAAAAGCUGAGCUGUUCCAUCAAAACCAGGAGCUUGAUUUCAUUGAUUUGUGCUUAAUGAUUAAUCCAUUUGUUGGGGGCAAGGAGAGACUUUUGAUCUCAUGAAUGAUGCAAAUGUGAAACUGACUUUCUUCCUUAAAAGAUGCUCACCUGUGAAGGAACCUAUAUCAUGGAUCAAUUCAACUCAGUUCAAUUCAACAAAAAUGUGCCAGGCACUGUUAGGUACCAGAGUUACAAAGGCAUGACUGUGCUAGACAGGUUGACCUACUGACACUGUUUUCCUUUUAAAAAAAAACAAUUAGGACAAUAUUUGAUUCCUUUAUUCUAA